AUCGAAAGUUUGGUUGAAAGAAGAUCGAAAGUGCUGAGGCGUGACUCGAGACAGAAGGAUAUAAUGAUUUUUUUUCGAGAACUUCGCCGCAUGGUUCAGCGGCUCGCGGUCGUGCCACCUUAGCGACAAUUGGACUCGUGAUGGGAUAAACAUGGUGCAAGAAAUAGCCAGAAGUAAUUGUUGGUUCCUUCUAGAGAGACUAGAAAGCUGUGGCGAAGCGAACCGUAUAAAACGGCAGCGAUGGAGAACCUCUCUUUAGUUUGACACGAACCGAACCGCUUAAGUUUACUUUCAGCUCACUACCGAGGACGAUGAAUAAUUUGGGUGUCGCGUUGUUGUUGUGCGCCGUGUGUGGCGUAUUGGGAGGCCGACGUUACAUCGCGAUUCCCGUCGAUGGUAUUAACGAUGUCGACGUCAUCGAAGUGAAUCCAAUCGCACCCUCGCUGUCGAGGGUGGCACGGCAAACGGAGGCGUACGUACCGAUCGCUGUACCCAGUGUUGUCCACCAGGAUGACACCGAGGGGCAGCGUUCCGAGCGAUCGGCCACGCGUGUCCUAGAUUACGUCGACUUCGGAGGACAUACCGGUUCCAACGGAGCCUUCAGUUGGUACGCUGAUUACCCGGCUCGUUUAUAAUUAGCCAACUUUAUCGAGACGAAGGCAACAAUCGUGUCAUGCUGCACAAGCGAAAUUAACUGUCGAAAGUCUGCAAGGUGCAAAAGACACAGAGUUCAGCGAUUCGACUCUGAGAUUUUAAUCUAAGCAAAUUUUACACAUCUUUAAAAAGUCAAGAAUGUUAGAAUCUAAGAAUUGUAAUAGAGAUCUGUUAAUGAAAGAAUCUUCCCGAAACAAGAAGGAAUGUUUUAAUAUGAAAAAAACUCAAAGCGCAGAAGAGUCAAAGUUGUCAAGGAAGAUCAUGUUACCUUAUCUUAUACUGUAAUCCAAUUUUCUUUAUUUUCUGGUACUUGUUACGAUACAAUAAAUAGCGAAGAAAAUUGA
Messenger RNA from Linepithema humile (Argentine ant), 998 nucleotides. The record is from RefSeq and is a predicted model, not a curated record. NCBI's taxonomy places the organism in Eukaryota, Metazoa, Arthropoda, Insecta, Hymenoptera, Formicidae.